AUUUAGGCUACUGUCUAUUAGACUGUUCAUUCUUGCAUAUAAAACAUUAUGAUUUGUGCGUGUGUGUGCGUGCGUGUGCGUGUGUGUGUGCGUGUGUGCGUGUGCGUGUGUGUGUGUGCGUGUGUGUGCUAUUGGCCCUGGUGAAUUCAACUGAAGAAGCAAAACGUUUCUGUACCGUUUAACGCUUGCGAAUCAAUUCGGCCGAUUGAAUCACUUGAGAGAGUCGUUCAUAAAAAUGAUUCCUCGGUGAAAAAGCCCCCGCUCUGUAUUUUGCGCGUCAGAUGCGCACUUGAGAUCUUUCACUUCUCAUUUUUAUUAGCAGCACGUCGUUGUGGUGGUUUUUGCAGAGCCUGCGUGUGUGUGUGUGCGUGUGUGUGUGUUUGUGUGUGUGAGUGUGUGUGUGUAUGUGUGUGUGUUCCGGAUGAAAUGCGCUUUUUACGCGCUGAAAUGACGCUCGGUGCGAAAGCGGCUCGGUUAGAAACGGAUUCGCUGCCUUGACGCUUGCCUUUAAACUUUCCCAUGCUGGCCAUCUAAAACCCGGCGCACUCGGACUCGGACUCGGUCUCACACACCGGAACGGACACGUCCCGAUCCAAUGCGCGGUUCGUUUCUGCGCGUCCAGGCCCGCACGCCAACACGUUCACAUGGCCUCGAGAACAGUGCCUGUGGUGGGAAGCCGAGGAGCGGCGGGGUGCUGGAGGAGGAAGAGGAGGUGUCCGGAGCGGCCAGGCUCGGUGUGGCGCCGGUGUGUGAUGUGCGCCGGGAUCACACUGCUUCUCCUGCAGCCUGCAUCCGCCAGACACGAAGAAGAUGGAGAUCCUCUCCUGCAGUCACACUCUGCACCAGCAGAGACAGUGUCAAGCACCAGAGAGCAGGCUGUCUUCUCCUCCGUGCUGACAGUGAGGGCCAACUCGGACUCGCUGGUGCAAUACCCGGCCUCUCCUCACGCAAACACUUACAAUCUCACCAAUCACAAAAUCCAGGAGGAUCCGCCGUCUAAAGCUCCGCAACCUCCAACCAAGAGUGCGCUAAGCACCGGCUCAGAAGAGGCUCCUUCUAUGAACCCAGGCCUUCCCACGGCACCUGGUACCUCCAUCUUACCACUGGAGGAGACAGAACCUGCUCACACAGAUCAUGUGACCAGCUCAGUCUCCACCUCCACCUUGCUAUCCAAUAGUACAUCUCCAGGAACAGAAAAAGUUGGGAAAACCUCAAUCGAACACCCCAACCCUGACACUGUGACCAGUGACAGUCUCCAGCUCACCACGGUGACCACCACCAUGACCACACCAUCAACUGUGACUGACAUGACUGUGACUCCUCCCAGUACGAGUCCCAUGACCACAGAGGUUCUUACCACAAAAGCACCACCCACGACUACCACCGAAACUACAACGAUUGCGACGGAGCCUCCGACAACACCGACGACUACAACUACCACAACAACAACAACGACUACGACAACCACACCAACAACAACGACUACAACGACUCAAAGCUCCACUGUAGCUACAUCUAGAAGCACCACUACCAAGCAGAGCACCACCACUGAGAGCUCACCUCCAUCCUGCAACAUCACGGAGAGGCUGUUGGUCCGAACGGUUCUGUCUAUCCAGAUGAAGAGGAAUUAUCUGGAGAGUGGACUGAGGCAGAGCUUGGUGAAAGGCCUAACCCUGGCACUUCAGAAGGCCUUUAACGAUUCCAAGGUCCACAUCCAGCUGGAGCGUGAUGUGUGCACAACCUCCAAUGUCACUCUGGGAUAUUACGUCAUGAGUGAGAAGACAGUGUACAUGGCGAUGGCGGUGGUGGAGACUCUGACCUCCCAUGGCUUCGAUAAGCUCCUGAGUGACCUCAGACAGCAUGCACCUGUGGUGUUGGCCGUCCCGGUCCCCGUAGCUUCCUGGCAGUCCGCUCCAGGCAUCCACCUGCAGAUCAAAACGGUUCUCAGGUUUGUGAGUCCGACAGACAACAUCAAGUCAUGUGGAUUUAUCCAGAUCAUGGAGCAGCGCUUGGUAAACGUGUUCUCUGAAGCUCAGGAGAAAGUGGAAGACUCUUAUGGAAAUCUUUCAGUUGAGAUUCUAAACACCUAUCAGACAGGAAACUCUCUGGCCGUAUCGUUGGUGUAUGUGGUGUGGAACGGCAGUGUGGCGCUGAACGGCACCGUGGCGAGCGCGCUAAUUAACCAGCUGAGUGCGGAGCUGGUCGGAUAUUUCCUCUUCUUCCCCCCCAUGAUCAUCGCUGAGCCGCUCGAAUACCACAACCUAAAUACCUCAGUGGCCACCAGGGAAUACUGGGUAAUCACAGUAAUUCAGGAUGUUGACAGUUCCUCGCUGGAAGGCAGUUAUCAGAGCUUUGCUAGUCUGAUGGAGCAGCGUUUAGCUGAGCUCUUUCUUGUUGCUGGCCGGCACGGCGUCCGGAUCAAACGAGCCACCACCGUCGGUGGAUACACUGUACAGAUGGUUAGUAUCCGGCGCCUACCUGGUCCUAAGAACCCAGCCGAGAUGACCUACUACGUCCAAGUGGAUGGAGCUCCCAUAGCUGGCACAUCUGCAGCCAAAACCCUAAACAUGGUGGACUCUCAGACCAUGGCGCUUACAUUGGGCUACUUCGUCCAGGUUCAAGCCGAGCCCGUGGUGAAGAGUGUCCCCAGUAACCUCUGGAUCCUGGCUGUUCUGACACCAGUGUCUUUGGUGAUUGUCGUGAUUGUCAUGGCGGUCGCUAUUAUAUGCAGGAGGAAUCGCAACGUCUUCAAGAGCAGUGCAUUCCGUGGGUUCCACCCGCGCACCAAGACCUCAUAUCGGAGAGAUGGGAGUUACCACCAUCAGCCGGUGCAGGGUUUUGACUAUGCUAAGCAGCACAUGGGUCAGCAGGGUGAGGAGACGCUUGCUGUUACUAAAGAGACCCUCGUCCUGUCUCUCCCAGUACGCGACGCUCCGCUAACGCAGGACAAAGGCGUCCUACAGGACGGUACAGCCUCCAAAAGACCACAGUCUACAGAGAUACACCGCAGCAAAUUACCGAGUGAGGACGGCUCGGUUUCAAGCAACGGCUCGGCGAAGCUGAACACGGGCAGGAGCUCCUCGGCGCACAGAAACACAGGCCAGAAAGCCGCGAAGGAGGACACACAUGCGAGGACUGAGCAUUACGACUCUCUGACUGGCUCCCUGAGGCUCAUCAGCAUUAAGCCCAUGGCCGCUCCACUCAACUACUCAUACCCCGACUCCACAAAUCACAGCCAAGACUCUGUCAUGCUCAAUGGAGAGGUGAACAUGGGCCUGAAGCAGAAGUCCGAUAUAGAGCACUACAGGAACAAACUGCGUCAGAAGGCUAAGAGAAAAGGAUACAGUGAUGGGCCGACGAGCAGCGGAGGACACCGACACAGCCAUCGAGAGAGACUGAGACGUGAAAAUGCUUCUCUGGACCUUGAGGACACUCAGGGACCUGCGGAGGACAGAAAUCCGUCCACUUACGUCAAAUACCACAGGAGUGAGAGUCAGAGGGAGCCAGCGUACUGGAGCAGGCAGUCUCUGAACACGCCAAGUCCUGUGGAGACUGAGCUGGAUCUGCUGGUGAUGAGGGAACGCGCCAGGAGGGGCAUCCGCAACAGCGGCUAUGAUGCUGAACCAGAACCAUUUGAAGAGACAGACGUGGACCGCCUCAUGAGCUCUCUUGGUUUCGGAGGAAGUCACCACGUUAAAGGUCACUCGGACUCGUCCACUCUGAGCUCUCAGCCCUCCAUCGACGAGGUGCGGCAGCAGAUGCACCUCCUGCUGGAUAAUGCAUUUGGUUUGGCCUCGGCUGAGCCGUCUGGACGCAGCCACCACCAACACCACUCCCGGCACGGCCCCCAUCCUCCAUACCCCCCUCCUCAGAGCGGUCCCUACGUGGAUGGAGUGACCAGCGCCCCCGGCACCAUGGACCACCCAGCUGGAGCUUUGCAGCGCGGCCCAUCGUUUGAGCCUGACAUGCACCAGUGUAGCCUCCCCAAGCCUGUACGUCCUCACUGUCCACAUUUACACUUUCAAGGCUUCAGGUUCACGCAGCUGCCCGACAUGAGUUUGGGCUCACCGCCACCUCUUAUAUCAGCUCGAAGUGGCGCCCCACCUGGAGCAUCAGUACGGCGAUCAACACCAGACAUGAGUCUGAAGCCUCGUGUUUCUGAGGCAUCGGAGAUGAAUCAGCACAACGGCGCCCCCUAUUUGCCCAUGAACCGAGCUCCUUUCCCAGCUGUCACCGUCGAUCAGUCCAUGUCGAGCUACUCAGGAAACCCAAUGACAGCCGUUUAUGCCAUUUCAGCCAACCGGCCCGGCUACUCCGACUACUUUGUCUUGUCACCUCCGUCAUCAUACCGGAGCCCCUCAUGGAUGUCGUACCCUCCGGAGCCGGAUGACCUCCCACGCCAGUGGGGUGACACGAACCCAUGUCAUUUGGAGACGAUCUGCUGAGACGAAUGGGCUGACUGGACACAGCAAUGCUCCUGGGGUUUGUACAGUAGAUGAAAAUUUCCUGAUCCCCACAGCAGCCCAAACCUGUCCUGGCUCCGAGGCCUGCAGGGCCGCUCCAGCUGAGCAGGCCCAAAAUGCCAGAAAGGCCCAGAAGACCCGAAAGGCCCUGACCAGACACGACCAGGCCCGUUAAUCACUCCACCAUUCACCAGUGCUUUCAUGGGAGGCUCUUCUCUCAGCCUCCGCUUCUGACUCGGCACCACCAUGACCGACCGGCCCAGUGUCCAAACGUUUUCUUGAAACUUUUUCGAUCUCCUCACGGACAUGAAGCUGGUGGGGUUUUAUCUUUCUCUCUCUCUCUGUGUGUGUGUGUGUGUGUGUGUGUGUGUGUGUGUGUGUGUGUGUGUGUGUGUGUGUGUGCUUGAAACAUCAGCAUAUUCAAAAUAGAAAACAUUCUUUCGUCUCGAACGGACCUCUCUGUGUCUUUUGCUCUUAUUUUUACUGAGAGGCAGGCCUAUCGCAAGUGAUUCUUUCAUGCACUCUAUGUAUGGCUUACAUAAAAAUGACCUUGGUGUAAAAGAGACUGAAAAAUCUGAAACCGAAAAUGACUUGUUGUACUGUAUGUAAAUGUAGUCAUGACGUGAGUCUUUUUUCCCCCCAGCUGUUUAUGAAAUAGUGCAUUCGUUUGCUUCUCCUUUUGCUUCUAUUAUAAAAUGUCGAAUAACGUACAUUGGCUCAUGAGAAACUUGAAGAAAAUGUUGUCAUAGAUCGUGGAGUGUCACAGGACACAAAACAAUGAUCCCAAGCAUUUAGCAUUCAAUGUUAUAGAAAACCAGUAGUGGGUUAUUUUAGGGCUAGAAUUUUAUUUGAAUUUAUGUUCCUAUUUAGUAUAUCACUUUCAGUUUUACAGCAAAUAGAUAAACUAUCACCAAAACAACAUAUCUAUUUUA
Ictalurus furcatus (blue catfish) is the source of this 5395-nucleotide messenger RNA. Its product is annotated as KIAA1549-like a. Lineage: Eukaryota; Metazoa; Chordata; Actinopteri; Siluriformes; Ictaluridae. The coding region runs from base 645 to 4445 and encodes 1266 amino acids. The transcript is spliced from 23 exons. The record is from RefSeq and is a predicted model, not a curated record.